Messenger RNA from Astrephomene gubernaculifera, 916 nucleotides. Lineage: Eukaryota; Viridiplantae; Chlorophyta; Chlorophyceae; Chlamydomonadales; Astrephomenaceae. The record is from the annotation of a GenBank genome assembly.
GAGGCUGCGGCGGUGGAGGAGCUGUUGGAGGCGGACAUCGGGGCGCUGUUCAUGCCACAUGGUCUGGGUCACUUCCUAGGACUGGACACCCACGACGUGGGCGGCUACUGCUCCUCACCCUCCCCCUCCUCCUCAACCACCUCCCCACCCACCUCCUCCACCACCUGCCCGCCCCGCCCCGCCCGCCCCGGCUUCAACCGCCUGCGUACCAACCGCACGCUGCAGGCGGGUAUGGUGAUCACGGUUGAGCCCGGGUGCUACUUCAAUCCGGCGCUUCUGCUGCCGGCUUUGGAGGAUAAGGUCAAGAGCCGAUACCUGGUUCGGGACGCCAUCCUCGCGCACAUGGACAUGGGAGGGGUACGACUGGAGGACAAUGUGGUGGUCACGGAGAGCGGCGCGGAGAGCCUCACACACGUGCCCAGGACACCGGAGGAGAUUGAAACAGUGAUGAAGGGCGGAGCCUGGCCGUGAGGCUCCGGAGGAAGCAGCCAUAAAGGGGAUUGUUGGACUCGGAAAUUAAAAUCUGGAAAGCUUGCGGGCUCUCUUGGGGCUUUUCAAUUAUCCCAAGUUGUUCGUCGGAACCACAGGUAAUACAUCCUGUCGGUACCUGUGGUUGCGACAUAAUGGAUUACCGCUACGCGGUACCGUAUACCGGGUCAGGCGAAUCGGCCACGAUGGCGACACAUGCUGGUUUUCGGUAGACGUACCCGAAGCCCUCAAGCUUAUGAAAGAAAUGAUGAGAUUACCCAGGAUUACCGGUAGUGCUGCUAUCGGCGGUACGAUACUGUCAGGAGGUUCGGCACGGCUGACUCUCCUUGGUUAUACUCUUAUACACAGUCUAGACAUGGAGAAAAGGAUACAUAACGGUACAGACAGAAGUCCAUGCUCGUCUUGCCUUUGUAACGAUGUCAAGGCA